UCCAGCCGCCCGCCGAUGCACUCGAGCAAACCUCCUCCGGUAGAACCUCCAACCAAGAGAGGCCCGGAACUUCAGCAACGGCGACUACAACAUAUCGGCCCAACUCUAUCGGCCGUCUUGACCGAACCGCGAAGAAGAGAUCUAUCGCUGCUAUACUAUCCGCUCAACAACCUUACCUACGCAUUCGACCCGGCAAUCGAUUGUGACGACACCUCCAACCCUGUCCGGCCGACCUGUCCCUUUCCCACGAGUAACACGCAGACUACCUCCGUACAUAUAUGCAUACGUACACAGAUAUAUACAUACGUACAUACAUACAUACAUCGACACGCUUACAGACGGACGGAUAGACGGGCGACCCCGUCACGUCGGCCAGCCAGGUAGCUAGUUAGUCAGUCAAGGAGAGGAAGAGAGAGGAGAGAGAGAGAGAGAUAAGAGAGGGGAGCAGGAAGCGAGUGCGCGUGUGUGGCCCGGAAACAACCAAGAUCGGAAUCUCGUGAAAUCUACCUACUUGCCGCCGUGCCCCAUGGCGUAAUCCAUGGCAGACCGAAAAUUCUCUGCUGCGAACCCGCGCUCUCGAUCGGCUGUCGAUAACGAUCCCCAGGCACGACUCUCAUCCGUCCCCGACCUGCAUUUGAACCCGAACCUGAACCUGCGACCGACAGCUCCUGCCUCGCUGCCGCAUUCGCCUUUAUCAUCUACCAGAAUCACACGCUCCUCCGCGCGGAACGCUGCAAACCAAGCAGCCUCGCCAGGGGAACCCUCGGCCAGCCAACCUUCAGCCGCUUCCCCUCCCUCUGCGUCCGCCGCACCUAGUACGAUCGAGUCUGGGUUGGCACCUCCGUCCUCAAGGAAAAGGAAGACUGCAUCGAGAGAGAGCGAUUUGCAACCACCUCCGCAGAACGUCGCCAGUCCCUUAAUUCGCCGGUCUAAGCGCCAGAAAGUUUCUGAGCCCACAACAGCCCCGGAGCCUCCAGCCACUACAACUGCUACUCCUCCGUCUUCGGCACGUAAACGGAAAGGGAAGGCCGUAGCUUCGAUGUCUAGUCCCACUGGGUCUGACCCACCCCCGCCGACUACAAUGCAGGACCCUCCCGCUCCAGCCUCAGCCUCGUCGAGCCGGAAGUCGAGCCGCAACAAAAAGGGCGGCCAGCCAGCUCAAGAAUCUGCUGCCGCAGGCACCUCGGGUCCUGUUCGAAGAGCGAAGCGCGCAUCUAGCACCCACCCGCCAUCUGCCGACCAGGACACUACCAUGACGGGAACCGAAGAGCACGACAGAGAAACAGAUGCGCCUCCGCCUCCGCCUCCGCCACCGCCCCCUCCCCACGAUCCCGACGAUGACAACAGCGACGAGAAUGACGAUGAUGAUGAGGAGCCAAACCGGCAUUAUGGCGAUGAUGAUCCGUUCGGGUUCGGAGGACCUCCCGGAUCGGGUCUUUCUAGCACGCUCCGAGCGUUAACUGGCAUGAUGUCUGGCAUCACCACGCGGCUACGGGAUAUACUCAACAAUCUUCGGCAGAAAGGCGAUCCCUCGACGCAGCUGGUGGCUCUACAGGAGCUUUCAGAGAUUCUUCUGGUCUCUAACGAAGAGAAUCUGUCAGGGAAUUUCUCGCCAGAGGCAUUCGUGACGGAGCUGGUGGCUUUGAUGCAACCUAAUGAGUUUACCGGAGAGGAGAGUCCAGAGAUCAUGCUUCUCGCGUGCCGAUGUCUCGCGAACUUGAUGGAGGCCCUACCGGCCAGCGCCGCCACUGUCGUCUUUGGUGGUGCUGUUCCGGUGCUGUGCCAGAAGCUUCUGGAGAUCUCGUUUAUUGACCUCGCAGAGCAGGCCCUGAGCACGCUGGAGAAGAUUUCGGUGGAGUAUCCAACAAGCAUUGUCCGAGAAGGUGGUUUGACUGCUUGUCUAUCUUACCUCGACUUCUUCGCGACGAGCACGCAACGGACGGCCGUCACGACCGCGGCCAACUGCUGCCGCAACAUCCCCGAGGAUUCGUUUAACGUCAUCAAGGACGUCAUGCCCAUUCUUCUCAACGUGCUAGGUAGUAGCGACCAGCGCGUCGUGGAACAAGCAUCCCUCUGCGUCACCCGUAUUAUCGAGAGCUUCAAGUAUCAGCCGUCCAAACUAGAACAGCUGGUCAGCGUAGACCUGCUCAAGGCUAUAUUACGGCUGCUUGUACCGGGGACUACGAACCUCAUCAGCUCUAAUAUCCACACCCAGUUCCUCCGUGUGUUGGCCAUUACCGCUCGCGCGAGCCCACGCUUAUCGGCCGAACUCUUCAAGAUGAAUGUGGUGGAGACACUAUAUCAGAUCCUGACGGGGGUCUCUCCUCCUAGCGAGACGGAAGAUGUCGCCUCCAAACUGGACAGUGUUGUCAUUAUGCAAGCGCUGAUUCAUCGACCACGUGAGCAAAUCAUCGAGACUCUUAAUGUGGUCUGCGAGUUGCUCCCCGGCCUGGUUUGGAAUGAUUCAGCUGCCCCUUCGGCUUCCGCCGAUCUUGAUCUCACCGAGCCUAUUACCCCGUCUUCGCUCGGGUCCCGAAAGAAGUCAUCUAACGAAAAGAGGCUUGAGCUGCUUGACGAAUGCAAAGACCAAGUGCGGAGAUUUGCGCUCAUCCUGUUCCCGACUUUAACAGACGCGUUUUCGAGCACCGUCAAUCUGAGCGUCCGCCAGAAGGUGCUGACGGCUCAACUGAAGAUGUUGUUCAACCUUGACAAGGAUAUCCUCGUCGACGCACUAAAGGCCGUCCCGUAUGCUUCGUUCCUGGCUGCCAUCUUAUCCCAGCAGGACCACCCGUCUCUCGUGAUGUCCGCGAUACAGACGACGGAGCUGCUCUUGAGUCGCCUAGAUGAUAUCUACCGGUACCAGAUAUACCGUGAAGGUGUCAUCACAGAGAUAACCAAAUUAGCAGCCGAAUACCAAGAGCCCGAGAACAAGGCAGCCGGGGUCUCGACGGAGCACAGUACGGCGUCCGGGGACGAAGAAGGGGACAGGGCAUCCGUCCACGAUGACUCGGAAGAGGAUGACGAAGAACGCGAGGACGAGGAGGACGAUGACGAGCACGACGACGAGGACCAGGAAAACGAUCAUCACGACGAUGACAUGUCCGGCUCUCCCGCGAGCUCCGACGGUUCUACCAUGUCCAUCGAUGGGCCGCCUCGGCCGUUUAUUGGCGACACUCCGUCGAUGAAGGCUCGCAUCGCCGAAGCGGCGAAGAAGUUCCUCGAGGCCCAUGAGACGGAAAAGCACGGAAAGGCGAUGAAGAAGAAGGCGGUUAAGAUCCUUAGCAAUCUUCAAAGCCUAGCAUCUGAGAUGGAAGCCUUCUACUUGCAGAGGCCCGCCAGAAACUUGAAUCCCGGGAAUGGUAUCGUCCUCUUCGAAAAGUUGUCGUCCUAUUUUGAUGCCGAUGUCCUAGAGAGUGUGACAAGCGCGGAACUGCUCGCUUCGGGGCUCGUGCGCGUCUUGGAACAAGUUUUCAGCAACCCUGACGAGGCGCUGGCCAAUGCUGCGCGAGCCGCCUUCCUCGUGGUCUUCAUGGGGCAAUCCGUUAUCUCACGAACGAAGACGGCGACCGUGGAUUCGCCCUCGACCCCUUUCAGCGUUAUGAUUCACAAACUGCAAGAUCUCCUUAGUCGGUCCGAGCAUUUUGAGGUGAUCACGGUUCAUCACAAUACCUUCGACGGCAAUCGCAGCAGUGCGGCAUCUAUGCUUGCCAAGCAGAUCAGGCUUAAACUGGUCGCCGACGAAGAUUCUGAUAUCCCGCGUUCUUACCGCAAUAUCAUGGUAUCCAUUCACGCCAUAGCCACCUUUAAGGCCCUCGACGACUACUUGAGACCCCGGAUUAGCCACCACGAGCGGCCCCGAGGCCCGAGACCUCGUGACGGCCUAUCCCGAGCGCUGGCUGCGAUGGCUGGUUCGGCAGGGUUGUCGGCAUCGGCAGAACGCCUUGCCGAUCGAUUGGCAUCAGGCUAUUCCGGCGUACCGCCCCCACCACUACCGUCGCAAGCCUCUAGCUCCCGUCCAGCACGGCGAUCUAAGUCGAAACAGCCGGGUCAACCUGACAUCCCGUCUACCCCGAAUUCGACAGCUGGCCCUGUGCGGGAGAAGGCCGUCCUCCGUAGGUCAACGCGACGCCAACCAGCACAGCCCAGCGAAACCCAGGCACCUCCGCCCCCGCCGCCCCCGCCGCCGGAAGACGACGAGGAUUUGCAGAAUGCUUUGGAAUGCGCCGAUGAGAAGCCGAUCACGGACGAGGAUGAGGAAGCCGACCUGGCUGAUAGUAGUGCCCUCGAUGCCAUUGUCGGGGAGCUAGACGAGGAUAUGGAGGAUGCCCCCGUCCCAGAUCCUUCCGCGGUUAACCUAGUAGAGGCAGCUGGCGGAAAGAUUACGGCUAGGAAAGAAGACGGAACGCGGGUCCCGACUCCGGCCCAGAGCGGUCUCGCUAAUAUUCCCAGUCGUAGCGCGCCACCCCAGCCUUCCGGAUCUCAUCAGGGCACACCGACCCCGACUACGUCGACUUCUCGCCCCCUUUCCUAUGCGGCGGCUAUCCAGUCUGUACCCCAAGAUUGGCACAUCGAAUUCAGUCUCGAUAGCCGGGUAAUUCCCAACGAAACCACAAUCUAUCGGGCAGUACAUAAUUCUUCGGCCCCUGCCGACGAUCACCUGAGCCGCAACGUUUGGUCCACGGUGCACUCCAUCAAAUUCCGCCGCGUCCCGGGACCGCCUCCAGCCGAACCUAUCGGCUUCGCCCCCUCGUUCGACGGUACCUCGGACGUGGGCGGUGUGCCGGCCUCGCUCUCCAAUAACCCGACUACGGCGUCUAUUCUCCGCCUCCUAAAAAUUCUACACGACUUGAACGCGAAUAUUGACGAUAUCAUGGUGGAGAACAAGACGACGUUGAAAUUGAAUGUGGAGCCCCUGUCGCAGUUUGUCAAUACGAAAUUGACCGCUAAGCUCAACAGGCAGCUAGAGGAGCCUCUCAUCGUGGCAAGCAAUUGCCUGCCCGGCUGGAGCGAAGAUCUAGCUCGGCUGUACCCAUUCCUUUUCCCCUUCGAGACUCGCCACCUGUUCCUCCAAUCUACAUCGUUUGGAUAUGCCCGAUCUAUGAGUCGAUGGCAGAACGCCCAACAAGAAGAUACCACGCGUCGCGAUCGACGUGACGAGCGCCCAUUCCUUGGUCGUCUUCAGCGCCAAAAGGUGCGUAUUUCGCGAUCCAAGAUCUUGGAAUCCGCUUUAAAGGUAAUGGAACUCUACGGCAGCUCUCAGAGUAUACUCGAGGUCGAGUACUUCGAAGAGGUCGGAACAGGCCUUGGUCCCACUCUCGAGUUCUAUUCUACCGUUUCCAAGGAAUUCUCCAAGAAGAAGCUCAGGCUUUGGCGUGAAAUGGAUUCAAACGACUCCGAAGAGUUUAUCUCCGGUCCUACUGGCCUCUUCCCCCGGCCGCUAAGCGACGAUGACUCAAGCGCAGGCGUCAUCCUGCAGUUGUUUAGAAUACUUGGGAAGUUCGUCGCGCGAUCCAUGAUAGAUUCCCGCAUCAUCGAUCUCAACUUCAACCCUACCUUCUUUCGCAUUGGUGAGGGGUCCUCGGGGGUUAAGCCGUCACUCGGCGCUGUCAAGAUAGUGGACCCCGGUCUAGCCAACUCUCUCAAGCACAUCAAUAAAUUUGUCAGAGUCAAGAAGACGAUCGACGAAGACCCCAACCGCACCCCCGCACAAAAGGUUGCCGACACCGGCAAGAUCACCGUAGACCAGGGGACAUUGGAAGAUCUGGCUUUGGAUUUUACCUUACCUGGGUAUCCUGAAAUCGAACUCAUACCUGGUGGAUCCCAUACAGCCGUCACCAUCUACAACGUCGAGUCAUAUCUAGAGAAAGUUAUCGAUAUGACCUUGGGUCGCGGCGUUAAGCGCCAGGUGGAAGCCUUCCGCAGCGGCUUCUCUCAGGUGUUCCCUUACUCCGCUCUGAGCGCCUUUACCCCGGACGAAUUGGUAGCACUUUUCGGCCGCGUCGAAGAGGACUGGUCUUUAGAGACUCUCAUGGACUCGAUCAAAGCCGACCACGGCUUCAACAUGGACAGCAGAACCGUCCGAAAUCUACUCCAGACCAUGAGCGAACUCACGCCUACGCAACGCCGUGAUUUCCUACAAUUUACCACCGGCAGCCCCAAACUUCCUAUCGGAGGUUUCAAGCGGUUGACCCCCAUGUUUACUGUGGUGUGCAAACCCAGUGAGCCGCCCUACACAUCUGACGACUACCUUCCUAGUGUCAUGACGUGUGUCAACUACCUCAAAUUGCCCGACUAUAGCAGCAUCGACAGCAUGAAGCGGCAGCUUUUUACUGCUAUUAGGGAGGGUCAAGGCGCCUUUCAUCUGUCGUAAUCUCUGGGCCCGUGGGCAUACUAUUAGUAGAUAUAUUGGAGGCUCCCGAACAUCGAUCAGCACUACACUCGGACGACAGUGAUGUCCAUGAUAGCUAGUAUUCUCCAUCGUGUAGGUGUGCCUGACAGGAGGGUACUUUUCUUUCUUCUUGGCAACCCCCCUAAAAUAGUUGCCCUUCUAGUGUCCGCCAUGCCUCUAAAUAGUGAAGGAGUCGAAGCGGGCAACGAGAGAAACACGAAACGGAUUGCGAGAGGGACUUGUCGGAUGCAUGGAAAGGUUGUUUCGGCGUAGGAAUGAGUUAUGAUUCCGGGCAGGAUCAGCUGCAGUCUGGUUAGCCCUGACGAGGUCUAGCUGUAGCUUUGUUCUAAUGUCGCAAAAAGGGUGGCUUCAUCGGGUAGAUAGAUUGGCCAAUUUACGAAAGUAUUGCUCUGCAGAA
This is a messenger RNA of Durotheca rogersii, 6806 nucleotides long. RefSeq lists its product as uncharacterized. The transcript has 6 exons. Gene Ontology annotation, biological process: proteasome-mediated ubiquitin-dependent protein catabolic process; protein polyubiquitination. Gene Ontology annotation, molecular function: ubiquitin protein ligase activity. Gene Ontology annotation, cellular component: nuclear speck. NCBI's taxonomy places the organism in Eukaryota, Fungi, Ascomycota, Sordariomycetes, Xylariales, Xylariaceae. The record is from RefSeq and is a predicted model, not a curated record. Bases 539 to 6370 code for a protein of 1943 amino acids.